Hydractinia symbiolongicarpus is the source of this 1481-nucleotide messenger RNA. RefSeq names its product deoxyribonuclease TATDN1-like. The transcript is spliced from 2 exons. Gene Ontology annotation, molecular function: 3'-5'-DNA exonuclease activity. The record is from RefSeq and is a predicted model, not a curated record. Lineage: Eukaryota; Metazoa; Cnidaria; Hydrozoa; Anthoathecata; Hydractiniidae. The coding region runs from base 278 to 1471 and encodes 397 amino acids. Gene Ontology annotation, cellular component: cytosol.
UUACACUAGUUUCAUAAUGGUCGCCCCUUAAAAUAAUCGGGGGGAAGGAGACAUUUAUAUAAAUCUAUACUUAUAUUAUACAAUUAUGGGCCACUGUAAAAGAGAGACUUAGUUUGUAAGACUUAAUAUGCUACGUCAAAUUUUAUCAAAAUCUGGUAAUUUUUAAGUCUACUGACUAUUUCUCCUCAAGUGCAUAGUCCCCAUUGAGAUCACCCCGUGAACACAUUACUUCAAUAUAGGUGCAAUAUUUGAUGUACCACGAGUGAGUAUAUUUUUCAUGAGAGGCGGCUUUCUCGCUAAUCUUUUUUUAUUCUCUUUUUUUUUAGUUUCAGUUUUCAUAGUAAAACCAAAAAAUAUACUACCUGUGAGCUAUAGCUUUGCAAGCCUUCAAUAUUAUAAGUGUUCUGCCCCUUCAUAUAGAAAUUGCCCAGAAGGGUCAGCAUUGUGGCGCCGUAGAUUAGUGGUUUAUAGCUCUCGUACCCUGUGCCGGGAGACCGGGGUUCGAUUCCUCUUCACGGCGAUUCAACAUGGUUGUAUUUAUUUCAUGCUAAAAAAACUAAUGGAAACUGUAGCUAAGUAUCGCUUCAUUGAUAUUGGUAUAAAUUUAACAGAUCCUGUAUUCCAAGGUAUUUAUCAUGGUAAAAAAGCACAUGAAAAUGACAUGGUAAAUGUUCUCUCUCGAGCUGAAGCUGUAGGAAUCAAAAAAAUGAUAAUAACUGUUGGUCAGCUGGCAGAAUUUCAACCAGCACUUGCCAUGUGCAAGACUAAUCCUAUGUUUUACACUACAGUUGGUUGUCACCCAACCCGAUGUGGAGAAUUUGAGAAAUGCAAAAGUCCUGAGGACUAUUACCAGAAUUUACUGAAGGUUGCUCUUGAAAACAAAAAUAAAGUUGUUGCUAUUGGAGAAUGUGGCUUGGAUUACGAUCGUGAACACUUUUGUCCUAGAGAAACUCAAAAGAAAUACUUUGACAAGCAAUUUGAACUAGCAGGAGAAACUAAAUUGCCAAUGUUUUUACACAUGAGAAAUGCUGGCUCCGAUUUUGUUGAUAUUUUUAAGCAGCACAGGGAUAAUAUUUUUGGUGGUGUAGCGCAUUGUUUCACUGGUACUGUAGCUGAAGCUAGAGAAUUAAUGGACCUUGGCUUGUACAUUGGGAUUACAGGUUGCUCUUUGAAAACUAGUGAGAAUCUAGAAGUGCUGAAAGCCAUACCCUCUGAAUACCUAAUGAUUGAAACAGAUGCUCCUUGGUGUGAGAUACGAAAUACACACGCUGGAUCUAAAUUUGUCAGUACACAAUUUCCAACGAAGAAAAAAGAUAAAUGGGUCUCAGAUUGUUGUGUAAAGUCUCGAAAUGAGCCUUGUCAUAUUAUACAAGUUCUAGAAGUUAUGGCUGGUGUAAGAGAGCAAGAUCCUAUGGAGUUAGCGGAAAUAAUUUAUGAAAAUACUGAAAAAUUGUUUUUUAGGAAUAAAUAAUUAAUCUAGA